Messenger RNA from Gryllus bimaculatus (two-spotted cricket), 5284 nucleotides. The record is from the annotation of a GenBank genome assembly. Lineage: Eukaryota; Metazoa; Arthropoda; Insecta; Orthoptera; Gryllidae.
CCGCCGCGCACCGCGCGCCUCGGGGCCACAGGCGCCGACCCGCGCGAUGCCCUGCGGCGCCUGGGCGGCGGGGGGCUGCUGGCGGCGCCCGCGCACCCGCACCCCCACGCCCACGCGCACGCCCACGCCCACGGCGCCCUGCAGCUGCGCGGCCCGCUGCCCGCGCCGCUCUACUGGGCGCUGCCCGCCAAGUUCCACGGCGACAGGGUGUUGUCUUACGGUGGUGUACUCAGCUUCUCUCGCAGUUGGGAAGGAGGUUCAACCAAUGCACCCGGUUCAUAUCCAUUAGUGCAACUUCAGGGCAAUGGAUUGAUUCUGGAACACUACUCUCUGCUGCCAUCAACAUCUGACAGGCAAGGUGUAAGGUUACACGAGUCUCUUUGGCAACUAAGAAAUGAUCCUCCACAACAAGCAACACGUGAGCUCCUUAUGCUUGCAUUGCAGAAUGUAGAACACAUCUUAGUGCAAGCUUCACCUACUCUGGAUUUCAGCUCUGCUAUCAUUCGAAAUGUAUCUCUGGAUACAGCAAUAGAAGCUCCUGGACAGCCAGCAUCAGCACGUGGAAUUGAGUUGUGUAGCUGUCCUCCUGAGUACAACAGCACCUCCUGUCAGGAUCCUAGUGUUGGCUUCUAUCGAUGGUACUCAGGUGAUCCUCGCCAGGCCACCAUUGUGAUUCAGCUAGUAGGGGAAGCACGUCCUUGUGAAUGCAAUAGACGAUCACGCAUCUGCAACAUUGAAACAGGUCACUGUUUGACAUUUUCUCAUAACACUGGAGACCACAUUGUGGCAGCGGCUGUGCAAAUGGUUCUAUGGAAACCCAGAUAAGGACCUUGCCAACCAUGUCCCUUCCCUAGUCCCCAUCGCAACCUUUUGCUCUUACCUGCGCAAGUUAAGCCCACAAUACAGAGUAAGCAUGCCAUUUGCCAAAACCUUGGAUAUUACUGGGCCUAGAUGUGACCAGGUGUGCCUAUGGAUGGUUUGGUUUCCCCAGAGAAGAAGGAGGAAGUUGCACUCCUUGUAAAUGUAAUCCAUAUGGUAGUGUCAGUGAUGAGUGUGAUGAAGAAACAGGACAAUGUAACUGUCGAGUUGGAAUUACUGGUCGUGACUGCAGCUACUGUCAAGACAGGCAUGUUCUUACAGAAUAUGGCUGUCAAUCCUGUAAUGACAGCUGUACAGGAGUUCUUCUAAAUGAAAUUGAAACUCUGGCAUCUAAACUUGCACAGAAUACCCAUCAUAUAAUGGAAGGAUCCAUACCUCCACCAUGGCAAACUCUAUAUGAUAUCAGAGAUGGUGCAGUACGUCUUGAAGAACGUUUACAAGAAUGGCUAAAUACUGUCAGUGAAGUGGAAGGUUUCCCAGUAUCAGUGGUCGAGGAACUCAAAAGAAAAGCAAAACUGCUUCUCAACAAGGCAAAAAAGCUCAUCAAAUUUGGUGACAAAAAUGUAGAAAAUAGUUUUGCAGUGAAAAAUGAAGCUCAUCGCUUGUUGGAUGAAAUUAUUAGGUUACAAAAGGACACAAAUGAUGUUGUCCAGGGGUUGAAGAACUAUGGCCAGGUUGGAGCUGGUGAAGUAAGUGUUGAGAAUGCAUUGCGAGAGGCGCAGCAUCUGGCCAGUGAGAUCAGAAGAAGAAAUGGAACAAUAAACUCCAUGAAAAUUGCUGCAAUGAAUGCAUUAAGGAAAUCUGAAGAUAUUUUGGACAGGAUUCGCAAAUUACUGGAAGGAGGACCUGAAGUGGGACCACUACGUCAGGGUUUAGAAAUGCUGACAUCUCGCCUUGAUAGCCUUCUUGAGUCAUUGCAUGGUACUUCAGAAGUCCUUGCCAAGACCAAAUCUCUAACUAACCACAACAAAGAAAUUCUGAAAAGUACAAAGAUGAAUAUUGAUCAAAUAUUAGAUUUUGAAGGAGAAGUAGAGAUUCUUUCUGAUGAAGCAAAAAUUCUCGUUGAAAAUGCAAGAUCAUUUCUGGAAAAUGCCACAACAAACAUGAGGAUACUUGAAGAUAAUAUGCGAUCCUUUGCAAAUCUCACACAGCAAGUCAAGGAAAAAGAAGGAAUUUUGUACAGAAUAAAUCCUAUUUAUCAUGAUCAAUAUGUUCUUAAAGCCCAACAACAUGCAGAUUUGUUAUAUGAAAGAGCUCAGCAAUAUCGGGACUUGUUCAACUCUACCAGAAAGGAAGCAGAUUUUGCUCUGCGAGCGAGUAGAGCAUAUCAAGGAAUAGUAGAUGCAAUCAACACUGCAAAAGAAUCUGCUAUGAAUGCUAGUUUUGCAGGAGAUAUUGCAUUCAAAACUGCCUAUCCUGGUUCAAUUGAAACUUCAGUAUUAAAACUCUCACGAGACGUUGGAGAAAAAUCAGAUACCUUGUUAAAGAAAGCUGAAGAAGAACUUUUAAGGGUGAACAAUGUAAAAGAUGAUUAUGCUAAUGCCAAAGCAAAAAUUAAUGGAGUUAGGGAUACAAUCAUGAAUGCUGAGCAUGGAAAUAAACGUGUACUUCAAGAACUGAAAAAAUUGAACAGUGGUGAAAUACAAAAAUAUGCAGCAGAAGCCAUGAUGAGAGCUGAAUCAGCUCUAAAAUUAAGUCGACAGACUAAUGCCACUGCAGCCAGAGUAAGCAGUGAUGUCAAAAGUAAACUUCGGCCAUUGUUAGCUACUCUUAGUGAAGAUGAUCUUAUUGCCAGUCACACUGAAAAAUUGAUAGCUGCUCAAAAGAACAUUGCUAAAAUAAAAGAACUCCUUGAAAAAAUGAAUCAAAGAUCUAAUGAUGAAAAGCAAAAUUUCAAUAAGUGGAACAAUACAAUGGCUUCCAAACUUCAAGAACUCCGCAGUAAAAUAACUCAAGCUAGGCACACUGCAGAAGGGCAAGAAUUUAUGGCUUUGGAGAUGGUAAAUAGAACCAUUCGAUUUGUGUGGAAUGCUGGCGGUGGUGUCGGCGUUGUGGUGCAUCCUCAGAAGAUAGAAAAAGCUGUGUUACGUGAGGACAAAAACUGGUAUCGUAUCCAAGUUGAAAGAACCAGCAAUAUUGCACGGCUUUCUGUGAGACAGCAGAUUCUACCAGAAGGUUCACCACAUGCCUCAGGUGAUCCAGUCUCAAACAGCUCAAAGCCUGGUUUUGGAAUAGUGGACGUUCGACCUGGAGACAGGCUUUGGAUUGGAGGUUUGCCUCCAGGGGCCACAGCUCCUCCACAGUUACUGGCUCCUAGUAAAGGAUUAGCAGGUUGUCUUCAUCGCAUUAUGUUGGAUGGAAGGCCAAUUGGGCUAUGGAAUUUUGCCACAGAAACCAAGAACAGUUGCACAGCAUGUAUAGCAGGAGUGGAGGAGACACGAGAUGAAAGUGCUUACCAUUUCGCAGGAGAUGGUUACUCAAUGCACACAGUAAAUAGUUAUGAUAUAUCUGACAAAUAUCAGUUCAGUAUUACUCUCAAAUUCAAAACAUUGGAUGAGAAUGCCAUUUUAUUUAUUGCUGUUGAUAAACACAGGACCCGUUUCAUAGCAUUGCUUCUGGAAAAUGGAUACUUAGUAUUUCACAUUGGAUAUGGAAGAAAAAUAGGAUUGCAAUUAAAAACUAUAACGAAAGUUAAUACAGGAACUUGGGUGAGCUGUGAAGCAGUACGUGUUUUUGAAGUUGAACGACGGCUAGAAAGCGCACUUUUGAGUAUAGAUGGGGAGUCUAAACAAAGUUCUCCUUCAGAACCUCCAACAACAGAUGAUAUUCCUGAGUUAGAAGAAUAUUUCUUAGGUGGUGUUCCUCCAGGAUUUCUGUUGAACACAAAUCUUCUAGUCCUUCCACCACAUUUUCUAGGCUGUAUGUCAGAUAUUCAGCUCUUCAGUGGUGGUGUCAAUCCAUUGUCAGGCAAAUUUUAUGGAGUAGAAGCCUCAUGUACAGUUUCUUAUACCACUGUGAGUUUCCGAGGACGAGGUUUCUUAGAACUUCCACCGCAUCCCCUUAAGAAAAAGGAAUCUUCUUUCGAAUUUGUGUUCCGAAGUCGGCAAAAAGAUGCACUUCUUAUGUUAACCAAAGGGUACGAAAAAGGUGAUUAUUAUUCUGUUGCUCUCCAUAGUGGCAAAGUUGUUGUGUGGGUGUCAAAUGGAGACACUAGAACAAUACAUCAAUCAAAGAAACAAUUCAAUGAUGGUCAGUUCCAUUCAUUGUCUGUUACAAAGAAAAAUCGAAAGCUAACAUUAAGAAUAGAUGAAGAAGAUCAUGGUACAUUUGUGAUGCAAGCCAGUGAUUAUCAAGUACGUGUAGCUAGUCCAAGUGAUCCAAGAAAAGUUAGGAAAGGAGGACUGUUCUUUGGAGGAGAUCCAACAGAAGUGCCAAAUGAGCCAGAGGCAGCCAGUUACAUAUCUUUGGUGGGCACCAUAAAGCAUGCCAUCUUCAAUAAUCAGUCACUACGUUUUGAAGAUCAGGUGUCAUUUCACCAUGCAGAUAUUGGUCGCCUUGGACCUUGGGAGCUUGGAGAAACUAGAGAGAUUUCAUUUAAACCACCAGCACCAACACUGCCAACUCAAUGCCACAAGGUUUCUCAUUAUGCAGUUGAACCACAUGCAGUCAAGUUCGGAGAUUCUCCUGAAAGCUAUGUGCGAAUGACUCGAAGAGCCAACCCUUUACAGAAGAAUUUCACGAUUGAAUUCAGUUUCCGUACUUAUUACCCUAAUGGCCUUCUCUUCAUUGUUCCGGUACAACGAAAGAAAGAAAGUCAUUUUAUGAUUGCUUUACACAACAAGCACCUAUAUGUUGAAUUGAAGGGCAGGAAAAAAGUAAACAAAAUUAUUGGACAAUCAGAGCUAAAUGAUGGAAUGUGGCAUAAUGUAUUACUAAAACGGGUUAUAGUACGAUGUGAUUCUGGAGAUGGCAAACCAGUUCAAGUUGAACAGAAUUUUCAAUCAAAGUAUACGUUGUGUGAUAACAAGUGGCAUACUAUUCAUGCAACCUUUUUGACCAGUGGCCUGUUUUUGAAAGUGGAUAAUCUACCAAAUGUGACAGGCCUGUCUUACAAUGGUGCAGCAGUUAUCAGUCACACUGGCAGUUCUUUGUAUAUAGGCGGAGUACCAGAAAAUUCAACAGGUGGAACCUUAAUAACAAGAGAGUAUUUCAAAGGCUGCAUUCGUAAUAUAGUAAUUGGGCGGCAAAGGAAAGAUUGGACAGACAUGACCGUGCUGGAAAAUGUGCAUUUAAAUUCCUGCCCCAUAAGUGACUAAUUUUAAGACUUACCUGAACUCUUUUUUUAUAAUAAAACUUUCUUGUUGUGAAAACUAUUUAUUGUAAUAAAAACUAUUCUGUUAUUUAA